CCACCACCAUGCUGAGGGAGGAGGAGCAGCAGGAGUGGAGUUGCCAGGAGGCAAGACAGGAACAAGCAUUAUCUAUUCAACAAGCUGGAGGAAUUAUGCUGGACACACAAUGAGCUGGAGGCCUAAUAGCAACCAGAGGGGGGUAGUCCUGACAGCUUACCAUGCCAGCAACAAGGCUGCUGCAGCAGGUGGCCAUGCCAAGGACCAUGCCCAGGUGUCCCCUAGAAGUCGCAAAUCUGGGCAUUACUCGAUGAACCAUGGGAGCCUGAACAGUGCCUUGGAUAAAAUAACUUUCAACAGAUCAGGAUCACAAGACUCCUUAGAUGAACUGUCUCUUGAUGAUUACUGGACAGAAGUGGAGAACAUUAAGGAGAGCUCUGAUGAUAAUCAAGAGAAACAGCAUGUUGUAGUUAAGGAGCCUGAUGAGGGUGAGCUGGAGGAGGAAUGGCUCAAAGAAGCUGGACUGUCCGAAUUAUUUGGCGAGAGCUCCGCAGACUCCCAGGACAGCAUGGUAUUUCUAUCUACUCUAACAAAGACCCAGUCUGCUGCUGUCCAGAAACGAAUCGAUACAUUCACUCAGACCUUGAGGAAAAAAAACAAACCCUAUCAGAUCCCUGAUGUCCGGGAUGUGUUCAAGCAACCGACAAGCUCAAAGGACAAAGUAGAAGACUUGAAUGGAUUUCAAUCUACAGAGAAAAGUGAAGCAACAAGUGAAGAGCUCCAUGAAAAAUCUGAAGGGCUAGUAAAUGAAAAUGCAGAGGGAGCAGAAAACAAAGAUAUCCCUGUUCCUGAAACUGACAUCAAUCUAGAAAUUUCAUUUGCUGAGCAGGCUUCAAAUCUCAGAGAAUUUCUUACUAACAGGAAUGAGAAAGAAGAUGACACUUUAUUACCGAACUACAGACUUGCUCAGGACAAGACAGGCAUCACAAAAAUUGGUGAUUUGGCUCCUCAGGAUAUGAAGAAGGUGACUUCUCUAGCACUUAUCGAGCUUAGUGCCUUAUUUGACGUCCUGGGGACAGAGCUAAAACUUCAACGUCCUGUCAAAAUAAAAGUUAAAGAAACUGGUGUUUUCCAGGUACCUUUGUCGGUUUUACUGGAGCUAGAUCAGAGGAAAUAUCCAGGCACCAAAGUCCCACUCAUCUUUCAAAAUCUGAUUGAACAAGUUGAGAAGGGAGGACUGGAAACAGAAGGUGUUCUAAGGAUUCCUGGAGUGGCUACAAGGAUUAAAUCUCUAUAUAUGGAAUUAGAAGCCAAGUUUUAUGAGGGAACGUUCAACUGGGAUAGCGUGAAGCAGCACGAUGCAGCCAGUGUCCUGAAGUUCUUCAUUCGGGAGCUCCCUAUUCCAUUGCUCACCAUGAAAUACAUGAAAGCUUUCCAUUCUGUGCAGUACCUCCCAAGUAAAAAGCAUCGCCUCCAAGCUCUGAAUCUCCUGGUCAUACUUCUUCCUGAUGUACACCGUGAUGCCUUAAAAGCUCUACUUGAAUUCCUUCAAAGGAUCGUUGAUCACAGAGAACAAAAUAAAAUGACUCUGAAAAACAUAGCUAUGAUUAUGGCACCGAAUCUCUUUUCUCUUCACACCUCUCCUUUAAAAGCUCUGGAUCAGGACGCUCUUACCAGUGCAGCCCGGACGGCGUCUGUCAUGCUUUUCAUGAUCAAAUAUCAAAAGCUCCUCUGGACGAUCCCAAAGUUUCUUGUUGCACAAGUAAGACAACAAAACCAGAAAAAAUCUUCCAAGGAAAGAGCGAUGAAAAAGCUCCUGAAAAGAAUGGCAUAUGACAGAGAGAAGUCUGAGAAGACUGAAAAGAAUGCAGAUAAUGACAGUUCUCCGGGAUUCAUACGGGUACAAGCACCUCAGUUUUCCAAGGUUUCUAUGGCGGUACAACUAACAGAAGAUUUAAAAGCUGGUGACAUCUUAGCCCGGUUUCUUAAUCAGGAAAGUGGCACAUCAAGAAAUUUAAGGAAAGAAGAAGUUAGCUUAUAUGAAAUUGGAGGGAAUAUUGGAGAACGCUGCCUUGAAGAUACAACGUACAUGAAAGACCUGUCUCUACUCAAUCCCAAUGCUGAAUGGGUUAUAAAACCAAAGCCCAAGGAAUGAUCUGCCAGACAUAUAAAAUAGCAUAAUGUUCAAAAGAAGCAUGUGGCAUGUAGGGACAUAUUUAUCUUAAUGAGGACAGUACUGUAUGUACAGAUUGUAUUAAUUCACUACUGGGUACAGCCAGCACAUCCUUUAUAGCCAUUGGUGGUGUACAUUUCACCACUGGUAAUGGCCAGUUCUGUUCAUUUAUUAACGCAAUGCAUUUUAUUAAUUUGGUUUCAGAUAUGCUGGUCUAUAGUAGGCAGCCAUUUUUCAGGAGUAAUGAUUUUCUAUUGCUGAUGAAAGCAAUACUGGGUUGUGCAGAAUCCCACUGUUUUGAAGGUCCAGUCCUCCAGAAGACUCAUUUUGCCUUACUAGGUACAUGAAGGAAUUAUUGUAGCAGGACUAUAUUUUCUUUUUGUAUAGAUAUUAUUUUUGUUAUACAGUACAUGUACAUAUAAUUAUAUACAGUAUUUUUAAAAGGACCAUAUGAAGAAACCGUGGGAAGUAGACUUGUGUGAACCAUGUUUUCCUUUUUUUUUUUUAUAUAUAUAUUGCUUUAUAAGCUCAUUCUUUUUACAAAAGCCAUUGCCUGAGCAGCAUGUAAAUGUAUGUUUGCCUGUUCAAGUCUACAUCAUUCAUGCGUCGUUAAAUUCGUAAUCUGUCUUCUCAGGCUUUCUAUGACUAAAAACUGGUGGUUGUGCUAGACUAAUUCAUAGGCACAGAAAAUCAGAUUUUAGAAUGGAUUCUGGACCUACCAGUAGUAAAAAUCCAUUUUGUAACAUGUAAAAAGAUAAAGAUACUGUGAACACUGUCCCCUUGAUACAGAAUCUGGAACCAUUUGUGAAAUUUCAAAGCUGGCAAUGGACAUUUAUUAUGUACAUUGCAAAUAUUCUUCUUAGAAUAUUGUACCGUAAUCUAACUAGCCUUAAAGUGAAAUUGUCAUGUAAAUGAUGCUACCCUAACAGCAGGCAGCAAGACUUAGUGUUAGGUCUAAUCAUCAAAUUCAGAAAAGGUUUCCUUUAAUUUAUGAUAGAUGUAAUUAGUUUGGACCAUGUUAUUGAUAUCUAGAUUAAAACUUCGUUAAUAUAGUGGACUACAGGCCUGUGUAACAUUUCCAUAAGUUUAGUGUGCACCAAAGUAGAUGCUAAAAUUUUUGGUUCAGAAUGUCUUACUGUAUAUUCAGGUAAUUGUAUAUGAGUACAUAAAGAAAAGUGACCCUAUUUUGUGGUGUGUAGAAAUAAGUGUAAUCAACCAAACCCUGUCUGUCAAAAAAA
This is a messenger RNA of Bufo bufo (common toad), 3351 nucleotides long. It is a transcript of the gene ARHGAP18, whose product is annotated as Rho GTPase activating protein 18. Gene Ontology annotation, biological process: regulation of actin filament polymerization; signal transduction; regulation of small GTPase mediated signal transduction. The transcript has 15 exons. Gene Ontology annotation, molecular function: GTPase activator activity. The record is from RefSeq and is a predicted model, not a curated record. Gene Ontology annotation, cellular component: cytoplasm. Bases 110 to 2095 code for a protein of 661 amino acids. NCBI's taxonomy places the organism in Eukaryota, Metazoa, Chordata, Amphibia, Anura, Bufonidae.